Messenger RNA from Camellia sinensis, 785 nucleotides. Lineage: Eukaryota; Viridiplantae; Streptophyta; Magnoliopsida; Ericales; Theaceae. The record is from RefSeq and is a predicted model, not a curated record.
GCAUUACAUUAAGGCUCAUAUAUAUUUGGUAUGCUAGCCAAUUCUCCCCAGGGUCUCCACUCUCUCAACCAAGAAAAGAAAAGAAAAGAAAAAGAGGAUGAAACCUUGGGGAGUCGUAUUUUUGUGGCUGAUUGCAAGUGCUUUGGUUUUUGUUUCCAAAUGUAGCAUCAGCUCUUCUUCUCAUGUUCCUCUAAUGUUUCUCCCGGGAAGUCUACCCAUAAGAGAAUUGAGUGCUUCAUCUUUCAAUCAACAACAUCAAUACCGCAAAAUUCAGGUUGUUAGAGAGGACAGAAAUAGAAAAGAAAAAGGUGGCUCAAAGGCAACAGACUUUUCUAGAGGUGAAGAGGAUUCAAAGGAGGAGGAUUCAGAGGAAUACCACACAGAUUAUCAUGGAGUGUCGACUCAUCCAACUCCAACCCCCAAGCAUCCCAAACCAUAGCCCACUAUUUUAAAAUCAGCCAGAAAACAAGAACUCAGAUACAGAAAAGUAAUCCUAAACCCUAAACUUAAAUACAGAAAAGUAAGAACUCAUAUGUAGAAAAGUAUAUCUUUCUGUAUUUGAGUAUAGGGUGUAGGGUUACUUUCUGUAUCUAAGUUCUUGUUCUCUAGUUAUGUAUGCCUAUACAGACAUGCCUAUACAUAUCCAGCAUUAUUAGUCAAGUAGCUAAUAGAUACAGAUAUAUAACAAUGUAUUCUUACGUCAUAUAUAACCUAGUGGCGAUUUCAUUACUAUAAUAAGUUUACUAAAAUAAACUGGAAUGGUAUGGCCAAUCCAAUCUCAAUUA